AUGUCCCAUAAGUUGAAGAGUGUUACGAAGAAGUUAGAUGCCAUUUCUAGUGAAAGGCAUAAGUUCCACUUAAGAGAGGAAGCUAUUGGGGAUAGAGAAGUUGGUAUCUUAGAUUGGCGACAUACCACUUCUCUUGUUAAUGAGUCAGAAAUCAUAGGGAGAGAUGAGGAGAAAGAGGAGUUGGUCAAUUUGUUGCUAACCAGUUCACAAGAUCUUUCUGUUUAUGCUAUAUGCGGCAUGGGAGGACUUGGAAAGACUACACUUGCUCAGUUAGUCUACAAUGAUGCAACCCUAGAAAGGCAUUUUGAUUUGAGAAUUUGGGUUUGUGUAUCUGAUGAUUUUGACUUAAGGAGGUUGACAGUAGCCAACCUAGAGUCCAUUGGAGACAGCCCUUGUGACUAUCAAGAGUUGGAUCCCUUGCAACGAAAGCUCCGAGAAAAGUUGAGUGGAAAAAAAUUCUUGCUUAUGCUGGAUGAUGUGUGGAAUGAGUCCGGUGAUAAGUGGCAUGGGCUAAAAAAUAUGAUAAGUCGUGGAGCCACAGGUAGUAUUGUGGUAGUAACUACCCGUAACGAGAAGAUUGCUCUUACGAUGGACACAAAUCAUAUACACCACAUUGGGAGACUGUCAGAUGAUGAUUCUUGGUCUUUGUUUGAGCAGCGGGCAUUUGGGUUAGGAAGCAAAGAGGAGCAUGCACAUUUGGAAACCAUAGGAAGAGCCAUAGUCAAGAAGUGUGGAGGAGUUCCUCUAGCAAUUAAGGCCAUGGGAAGCUUGAUGCGUCUCAAAAGAAAAGAGAGUGAAUGGUUAUCUGUCAAGGAAAGUGAGAUUUGGGAGUUACCAGAUGAGAAUGUUUUACCUGCUUUGAGGUUGAGUUAUAAUCAUCUAGCACCGCAUUUGAAACAGUGCUUUGCAUUUUGCUCUAUAUUUCCAAAAGAUUACCUCAUGGAGAAGGACAAGUUGAUAGGACUAUGGAUGGCAAGUGGCUUCAUUCCAUGCAAAGGACAAAUGGACUUGCACGACAAGGGCCAGGAGAUUUUUAGUGAAUUAGUUUUCAGGUCAUUUUUUCAAGAUGUGAAAGAGGAUUUCUUGGGAAACAAGACCUGUAAAAUGCAUGAUCUUGUUCAUGAUCUUGCAAAAUCAAUUAUGGAAGAAGAGUGCAGAUUGAUUGAGCCCAAUAAGAUCCUAGAAGCUUCAAAGAGGGUUCGUCACUUGAGUAUUUACUGGGAUUCAGACCUUUUGUCUUUUUCUGACAGCAACAACGGCUUCAAAGAUCUAUCAUUGCGUUCAAUCAUUUUGGUUACUAGAUGCCCUGGUGGUCUCCGCACGUUUUCUUUUCACUUGUCCGGGCAGAAGCAUUUGAGAAUCCUGGAUUUAUCAUCUAAUGGCUUAUUUUGGGAUAAACUGCCGAAGUCAAUUGAUGGUUUGAAACAUUUGAGGUAUUUAGAUUUCUCUCACUCGGCAAUCAAAAGUCUACCGGAAUCAAUAAUCUCCCUCAAAAAUUUGCAGACACUGAAUCUUAUAUUUUGCUAUUUUCUCUACAAAUUACCAAAAGGUUUGAAGCACAUGAAAAAUCUCAUGUAUCUUGACAUCACUGAUUGUGAGUCACUGAGAUAUAUGCCUGCUGGAAUGGGACAAUUGACUCGUCUGAGAAAGCUCAGCAUCUUCAUCGUGGGCAAAGACAAUGGCUGUGGCAUAGGGGAGCUGAAAGAAUUGAAUCUUGGGGGGAGCUUUAAGCAUCAAAAAGCUCGAUCACGUUAAAAGUCGUACAGUUGCGAAAAAUGCAAAUUUGAUGCAGAAAAAGGAUCUUAAAUUACUGAGCCUAUGUUGGUCAGGAAAGGGAGAAGACAAUAACAACUUAUCAGAAGAGGUUCUUGAUGUCCUCUGAUGUCCAAAAGAGGUCAAAGGAUGAAAAAGAAAGAAUUGGAGCAUAAUUGGACGUCAAAGCUGC
Messenger RNA from Ricinus communis (castor bean), 1945 nucleotides. RefSeq names its product putative disease resistance protein RGA3. Gene Ontology annotation, molecular function: protein binding; ADP binding. Gene Ontology annotation, biological process: defense response to other organism. The coding region runs from base 1 to 1755 and encodes 584 amino acids. The record is from RefSeq and is a predicted model, not a curated record. The transcript has 2 exons. Lineage: Eukaryota; Viridiplantae; Streptophyta; Magnoliopsida; Malpighiales; Euphorbiaceae.